Tinamus guttatus (white-throated tinamou) is the source of this 1960-nucleotide messenger RNA. Lineage: Eukaryota; Metazoa; Chordata; Aves; Tinamiformes; Tinamidae. The record is from RefSeq and is a predicted model, not a curated record.
AUGUCUGAAUGGCAGUGGGAGAGCAGAGUCUACAAGUAUGAUGUGUUCACGGAAUCUAAGCCAUACAUAUUUGACCGUGUAUUCCAGUCGAACACGUCACAGGAACAAGUAUACAAUGAUUGUGCUAAAAAGAUUGUCAAAGAUGUACUUGAGGGAUACAAUGGUACAAUAUUUGCUUAUGGGCAAACAUCAUCUGGGAAAACGCACACUAUGGAAGGGAAGCUUCAUGACCCAGACGGAAUGGGGAUUAUUCCAAGAAUAGUGCAAGAUAUUUUUAAUUAUAUUUACUCUAUGGAUGAGAAUCUCGAGUUUCAUAUUAAAGUGUCAUAUUUUGAAAUAUACUUGGAUAAAAUAAGGGACCUUUUGGAUGUUUCGAAGACCAAUCUUUCUGUUCACGAAGAUAAAAAUAGAGUUCCCUAUGUAAAGGGUUGCACAGAGCGUUUUGUAUGUAGUCCAGAAGAAGUUAUGGAUACUAUAGAUGAAGGAAAAUCUAAUCGGCAUGUAGCAGUUACAAAUAUGAAUGAACACAGUUCCCGAAGUCAUAGUAUUUUUCUUAUUAAUGUCAAACAAGAGAAUACUCAAACAGAACAGAAACUAAGUGGAAAACUUUACCUUGUGGACUUGGCAGGGAGUGAAAAGGUUAGUAAAACCGGAGCAGAAGGUGCUGUGUUGGAUGAGGCUAAGAACAUCAACAAGUCUUUGUCUGCUCUUGGAAACGUCAUUUCAGCUUUGGCUGAAAGCAGUACUUACGUCCCAUAUCGUGAUAGCAAAAUGACGAGAAUCCUUCAGGACUCACUAGGGGGCAAUUGCAGAACCACUAUUGUUAUUUGCUGUUCUCCAUCUUCAUACAAUGAAUCUGAAACUAAAUCUACUCUUCUGUUUGGGCAAAGAGCCAAGACCAUUAAGAACACAGUCUGCGUCAAUGUGGAGCUUACUGCAGAACAGUGGAAGAAGAAAUAUGAAAAAGAAAAAGAGAAGAACAAGACUCUGCGUAACACCAUACAGUGGCUAGAAAAUGAACUCAACAGAUGGCGGAAUGGGGAGACUGUACCAGUUGAUGAGCAGUUUGACAAAGAGAAGGCCAAUUUAGAAGCUUUCACAGUGGACAAGGACAUUACUGUUAUUAAUGAUAAACCAGCUGCUACAAUUGGAGUAACCGGCAAUUUCACUGACACUGAGAGAAGAAAAUGUGAGGAAGAAAUUGCCAAGCUGUACAAACAACUAGAUGACAAGGAUGAAGAGAUUAAUCAGCAGAGCCAACUAGUAGAAAAACUAAAAACACAAAUGUUGGAUCAGGAGGAGCUUCUCGCUUCUACCAGACGGGACCAAGACAACCUGCAGGCAGAGCUGAAUCGCCUCCAAGCUGAAAAUGAUGCGUCUAAAGAAGAAGUGAAAGAAGUGCUACAGGCCCUUGAAGAACUAGCAGUCAACUAUGACCAGAAGUCUCAGGAAGUAGAAGAUAAGGCAAAGGAGUAUGAGCUGCUUAGUGAUGAACUCAAUCAAAAAUCGGUUACUUUAGCCAGUAUAGAUGCAGAGCUUCAGAAACUGAAAGAAAUGACCAACCAUCAGAAGAAACGAGCAACAGAGAUGAUGGCCUCCUUACUAAAAGAUCUUGCAGAAAUAGGAAUUGCAGUAGGAAAUAAUGAUGUCAAGCAGCCUGAGGGAACUGGCAUGAUAGAUGAAGAGUUCACAGUUGCAAGACUGUACAUUAGUAAAAUGAAAUCAGAAGUGAAAACAAUGGUAAAACGUUGCAAACAGUUGGAAGGCACCCAAGCUGAAAGCAAUAAGAAAAUGGAAGAGAACGAGAAGGAGUUGGCUGCCUGUCAGCUCCGUAUCUCACAGCAUGAAGCUAAGAUCAAAUCAUUGACUGAGUAUCUUCAGAAUGUGGAACAGAAGAAGAGGCAACUGGAAGAGUCUGUAGAUUCCCUUAAUGAAGAAUUAGUUCAACUUCGAGCACAGG